Candoia aspera is the source of this 802-nucleotide messenger RNA. It is a transcript of the gene COQ7, whose product is annotated as coenzyme Q7, hydroxylase. Gene Ontology annotation, biological process: determination of adult lifespan; ubiquinone biosynthetic process; regulation of reactive oxygen species metabolic process. The transcript is spliced from 6 exons. The coding region runs from base 35 to 709 and encodes 224 amino acids. Lineage: Eukaryota; Metazoa; Chordata; Lepidosauria; Squamata; Candoiidae. Gene Ontology annotation, cellular component: mitochondrial inner membrane; nucleus. Gene Ontology annotation, molecular function: 3-demethoxyubiquinol 3-hydroxylase activity. The record is from RefSeq and is a predicted model, not a curated record.
CGCCCCGUGACGUCAUCAACCCGCGCGAGGCAGGAUGGCGAAGGCCGCGGCGGGCAGCGGCCUUCUGCUGCUCCGCGAGCAAUGCCGGCGCUGCGCCCGCAGGGAAGGUGCAAAAGGAAGAUGGGACUUGCAAUCCAUAUACUCCCCUUACAGAUUUUGUAGUACCAGAAUAACGUUGGAUGAUAUCAACAAGCCAGUUAUUGACCGAAUAAUCAGAGUGGAUCAUGCAGGUGAAUAUGGGGCAAAUCGCAUUUAUGCAGGUCAAAUGGCUGUAUUAAGCAGAACUUCAGUAGGACCAGUUAUUCGUCAAAUGUGGGAUCAGGAAAAGGACCAUUUGAAAAAAAUGAAGGAGUUGGUGGUUUUGUACAGAGUCCGCCCAACCAUUUUGUUGCCUCUGUGGAACAUUGCGGGGUUUAUGUUAGGGGCUGGCACAGCUUUACUUGGGAAGCAAGCUGCCAUGGCCUGCACAGUAGCUGUAGAAGAAAGCAUCUCCGACCAUUAUAACAACCAGAUCAGGACCCUCCUAGAAGAAGACCCAGAGAAGUACAAGGAGUUAUUAGAGAUCAUAAAGAAAUUUCGGGAUGAAGAGAUGCAGCAUCAUGACACUGGGCUUGACUAUGGUGCUGAACUGACUCCUGGGUAUUUGGUUUUGAAGAACGCUAUACAGAUUGGAUGUAAAGCAGCAAUAUUUUUAUCGGAGAGAAUAUAACCUAUGUUUGGCAAUGGUAAAUUAAUUGUGAAUUAAUUGAUUAUUACUGCUGUGUUCAAAUAGUGCAAAAUUAAACUUCUACACUGAAAAGCC